AAAAAAAAAAAACUUACUCUCUAACUUAACUAAUAAUAUUGUUUCCAACAUCAAUAAAAAAUUACUUAUAAAACUUAAAGUUGGGUGUGACGAAUUGAUGAUAAAAACAUUUUUAUUGUCUAUUUAAAAUGGUUCAGUCACAAUUUUCAUUGUUGUGGGAUUCCUAUAAAUCCAAUAUUUGUUCUGGCUUUGCGAAUUUGCAGCAGAAUGGGGAGCUUGUGGAUAUGACACUGGCUGCUGAUGGUCAUUUUGUUAAAGUACACCAAGUUUUAAUAGCUUUAUCAAGUACUUACUUAAAACAACUAAUUCUUUCAGCACCAUGCCAACAUCCUGUCAUAUUUCUUAAUAAUGUGUCACAUGCUACAUUAUCGUUAAUAUUAGAAUACAUAUAUACAGGUGAGGUCUUAGUACAGUCGGCAAAUUUGCCAGCAUUCAUUGAGGCAGCUAAAUCACUUCACAUAAAAGGUUUAGAGAGUGUGGUAGAAAGCAGUGGUAUAAGAGGAGACAAACUUGAAUUGGAACUAGAUCAAACUAGUUUGGUUGGACCUCACAGUUCUAAAGGAGAAAACAAUAUUUCAAAAAAGAUAUCUUUACCAGCUACUGCAAGAAAAGUCUUUGUUAAACAUGAAAACAUAAACAACGAGGCUGGUUCAAGUGAAGAUAUUUCAAGUUAUUCAUUUGAAGUAGACGACCAUCAUAAUGAUUCUGACGACAACAUCAAUUCUCAAAUAGUGAACAAAGCUGACAAAUCUAAAGUGACUUCAUCAAACCUACAGUUCACGGUAUCAAUUCGAGGCUCAUUGCAAGUUAUAUUAAAUCGUUAUAUAUAUAAUCUACAUUCGACACAAGCAACGGGAGUCCGUCGUUGGCGUUGUAUCGAUUAUCGAAAUAGAAAAUGUAUGGCUUUUCUUGUUACUAAAGGCAGCCUUGUAAUAAAUAGAGCAAAUCCACACAAUCAUUCAUUUCAUGAUAAGAAAAUUCUUGAUAAAAUUGAAAAGAAUGCUGUAUAUUCAGCCCUGGAUGACGUUCAAAGUUACAUAGAAAACGAGAAAGCUAAAGACCGAGAUGAACCAAUGGAAAGUGAUCAAUUUGUGUCACUUGAAUUAAAAGAAGGUUUAAAUAAUUACGCAGAAGAAUGUAAAUUCACACCCCCUAUUCUUAAAGAUACUAGCAUGAAAGCCAAGAAGUUUUUACAGCGCUACGCGCAUAUCUUCUCCAGUCAAGAAGGGAACCUUGGAAGAACAUCAGUGGUCCAGCACAGGAUAGAUACAGGAAGUGAGAGAUCAAUUCGUCAACGAGCAAGACGGAUACCAAUUGCAAAGGAAAAAGAAGUUGAAGGCCUUUUGGAGGACUUGAGAAGGAAUAAGAUUAUUGAACCUGUAAUAUUAUGUGCUUACAUACCUAACGAAAAUUUACGAGAAAAAUAUGAGCUAAACCCAGCGGUAAAAAAACUUCAGGAAUAUGUACAAAUUGAUACGAGUGGAUCAAAGAACUUAGAUUUAUCAACGGAUUUUUGGAGGCGUCAAGCAGAUGAGCUAGGUUUAGAUUUUGCUGUAUAUCGACCUCGAGGUCUACCUAUAUGUGUUAUGACACUAAAAGGUAAUCGACCUGAGCUGCCGAGUAUAAUGCUUAACUCACACGCCGACGUUGUUGUCGCAGACGAAGAAGUAUGGACUUAUCCACCAUUUUCGGGUCAUUUAGACGAAAACGGCAAUUUAUACGGACGUGGCACACAAGACACAAAGGAUAUUGGUAUUCAGUACAUUGAAGCUAUAAGAAAACUACUACGAAAUAAUGUGACUCUAGAUCGAACUAUACACGUCACUGUUAUGCCAGAUGAAGAAACGGGAGGUUUUAUGGGUAUGACACCUUUCGUUGAAACUCAGGAUUUUAAAUCUUUAAAUAUAGGUUUUGCGCUUGAUGAGGGAUAUCCUUCUAAUGACGACGUCAUGUUUGUUUCAUAUCAAGAUAAAAGGCCCUGGCGUAAGUUAGAAAAAUAUUCUCUCAUUUUACUGAUAGGUUAG
Messenger RNA from Melitaea cinxia (Glanville fritillary), 2024 nucleotides. RefSeq lists its product as uncharacterized. NCBI's taxonomy places the organism in Eukaryota, Metazoa, Arthropoda, Insecta, Lepidoptera, Nymphalidae. The record is from RefSeq and is a predicted model, not a curated record. Gene Ontology annotation, molecular function: protein binding; aminoacylase activity. Bases 129 to 2024 code for a protein of 631 amino acids. The transcript is spliced from 12 exons.